AGUGACGGUGGCGGGAGGGGAUGCUGUGCUGGCGGAAGUGGCUGUGAGACCAGGAAGUAGCCGGUGAGGCGGCGGAGGAUGGAGGAGGAGAGCCUGGAGGCGCGGAUCAAUCGGGCUACAAACCCCCUGAACAAGGAGCAGAGCUGGGAAGAUGUGGAGGCGUUCUGUCAUCAGCUCAACCGUGACCUGGAGGGGCCUCAGCUGGCCACACGGCUCCUGGCACACAAGAUCCAGUCCCCUCAGGAGUGGGAGGCCAUGCAAGCUCUGGCGGUUCUGGAAGCAUGCAUGAAAAACUGCGGGAAAAGGUUUCACAGCGAGGUUGGAAAAUUUCGGUUCCUUAAUGAGCUGAUUAAAGUCGUUUCUCCGAAGUACCUCGGUACGCGCUCGCCAGAAAGAGUGAAGCAGAAGAUAUUAGAGAUGCUGUACAGCUGGACGCUCGGACUCCCCAAUGAAGUGAAGAUCACAGAGGCCUACCAGAUGCUGAAGAAACAAGGUAUUUUAAAGGAUGACCCCCAAUUGCCAGCAGAAGCAAUGAUGCCCCUUCCUCCACCAAGGCCCAAGAAUGCUAUUUUUGAUGAUGAUGAGAAAUCCAAGAUGUUGGCCCGCCUGCUGAAGAGCACUCACCCUGAAGACUUACGAGCUGCCAACAAGCUCAUUAAAGAAAUGGUGCAGGAGGAUCAGAAGCGCAUGGAAAAAAUAUCUAAGCGUGUGAAUGCCAUAGAGGAAGUGAAUAAUAAUGUGAGGCUCCUGGGUGAGAUGUUGGGUACGUACCGAGCCGGCCAGUCCUCCGAGGGAAGUGAAGAUUUGAUGAAGGAGCUGUACCAGAGAUGUGAGAAGAUGAGGCCUACGCUUUUCCGCCUGGCCAGCGACACAGAAGACAAUGAUGAGGCUUUGGCGGAAAUAUUACAAGCCAAUGACAGCUUAACGCAGGUUAUCAAUACUUACCGCCAGCUGGUGAAAGGGGAAGAAAUCAACGGAGAGGCGUCUUCCAGCAAUAUGCCAGCCAGUUCUUCUGCUCUGCUGGAUCUCUCAGGACUGGAUAUGACCUCUGCAGCCGCAGCUCCUUCAUACCCUUCUGUUCCGGCCCAGCCCCUGCCAUAUUCUUCCAGCGCCCCCUCCGCCUCCGCAUCUUUAUCGCUGCUCGAUGACGAACUCAUGUCACUAGGUUUAAAUGACCCUGCACCUCCUGCACUGCCUUCAGACACAUCAUCGUGGAACAAUUUCCAGUCUUCAGAGGGGAGCACAGACUCUGCUUCGGGAGAGAAGGUCUCUUCAGUCUCUCAGACUCCGGCCCAGCCUAGUAACGCUUUGGAUGAUCUGGAUCUACUUGGGAAAACCCUUCUUCAGCAGUCCCUUCCGCCCACAGCCAUGCAUGUACGAUGGGAAAAGCCCCAACACAAACCCACACUAAGGGAUCUGCAGAGUAAAACGGGCACCACUCCUCUGCAGCAGCCCGCUGUCCUGGUAAACGUCCCUUUUGUCGGAGUAGAGCAGCAAGUCCCGUCCCCUGUGAAGAGCGACAUCUCCCUCACCAACGUCACUGUGCCUCUGGAAUCCAUCAAACCCAGUAGCAUCCUCCCAGUCACUGUGUAUGACCAGCGCAGCUUUCGGGUCCUUUUCCAUUUUGCUCAGGAUAGCCCUCCAGGCAGGCCUGACGUCCUGGUGGUUGUGAUCUCCAUGCUGAGUACGGCCACUCUGCCCUUCACUGGAAUUAGUUUUCAGGCUGCUGUGCCCAAGGCAAUGAAGAUAAAGUUGCAAACGGCAACUGGCAGUGAACUUCCCGCAUUCAAUCCCAUUCUGCCCCCGACUGCUAUUACUCAGGUGCUGCUGCUGGCCAACCCCACACAGGAAAAGGUGCGCUUACGAUACAAGCUCACCUACACACAAGGAGAUCAAAGCUUCGAUGAAAUGGGGGACGUGGAGGAUUUCCCCCCGGUGGAGAAGUGGGGACAUCUCUAGGUGGAAGUAGAACAUUGGUGUAUUGAAGACUACAAGCCGCCUCCUCUUCUUACGAGAACAGGCGAACCUUCAGAGAAGAAUCCGGCUACAACUGCACUAUCUUACCAAUCAUUCUGGACGUUUUUACCCAAAGCUCUUCUCUUUUCUGUUCAGGGCGCUCUGUGUUUUAGGAAGUCCCCUUUCAUCCUACGUGUGACAUUCUGCUCAUCCUGCUGCUAUGGACGCCUCCUAUUAAAUUAUCUUCAUUUCUCUAUCUCUA
Messenger RNA from Rana temporaria (common frog), 2218 nucleotides. It is a transcript of the gene GGA1, whose product is annotated as golgi associated, gamma adaptin ear containing, ARF binding protein 1. Gene Ontology annotation, molecular function: ubiquitin binding; small GTPase binding; phosphatidylinositol binding. Gene Ontology annotation, biological process: vesicle-mediated transport; intracellular protein transport. Bases 79 to 1959 code for a protein of 626 amino acids. Gene Ontology annotation, cellular component: trans-Golgi network. The transcript is spliced from 17 exons. The record is from RefSeq and is a predicted model, not a curated record. Lineage: Eukaryota; Metazoa; Chordata; Amphibia; Anura; Ranidae.